Messenger RNA from Fusarium vanettenii 77-13-4, 555 nucleotides. RefSeq lists its product as uncharacterized. NCBI's taxonomy places the organism in Eukaryota, Fungi, Ascomycota, Sordariomycetes, Hypocreales, Nectriaceae. The transcript has a single exon. The record is from RefSeq and is a predicted model, not a curated record. Bases 1 to 555 code for a protein of 184 amino acids.
AUGGCAGAUUCUGGCUUUGACGGAGUGGAAAUACACACCCCAACCCUCACAGCUGUUCACCCCAAAAUCAACCCUUCCCCAAGUCCGCCCCCAGACAUUCUUCCAUCUACACACAUCUCUUCAGCGGCCAACAACCGCGAGGAUGACGGGAGUCAAAAGACUCGCGGCGAUGCAACCCUGAUAGGGUCUCUUACGGGUGGUGACCUCGAGAUGGUGCGGUCUGCUAGUAAACAGGGUCUGCCCCCAGACCAGGACGACAAGGACGAGCCGCAGGUGAACGAUGUGUCGUUACAUUGCGGUCCAACUCCGAAAAAACUCAAAAGGCUCUAUGAUGCCUUCUCUGAAGCCUGUAAAAAAGAUGAUAGUUACACCCACCGUUCAACCCGACGGAGAACUGGACAUCAGUCAUGCCAUGAGAUAGGCGACGGCCAUCCCAAUGAGGGAUUGAACUUUUCGGAAGAUUUGCGGCUAGUUAUCCACAGAGACACUACGCCUCCCCUAGAAGAGGCCCCUCGAGUUACACAGGCUGCUUAUGUCAUUCACUUUGAUGCAUAA